Messenger RNA from Tribolium castaneum (red flour beetle), 7250 nucleotides. It is a transcript of the gene Epg5, whose product is annotated as ectopic P-granules autophagy protein 5. Gene Ontology annotation, cellular component: cytoplasm. The coding region runs from base 171 to 7193 and encodes 2340 amino acids. Gene Ontology annotation, biological process: autophagosome maturation. The record is from RefSeq and is a predicted model, not a curated record. The transcript is spliced from 12 exons. NCBI's taxonomy places the organism in Eukaryota, Metazoa, Arthropoda, Insecta, Coleoptera, Tenebrionidae.
GAUUCACCUCGUAGAUAAAAUGCGAAGCAAAAUAAAUAUGAUAAAUAAAUAUCAAGUGUCAAAGUGAAUUGUGCAUCAGUAAUUAAACAACAAUGGUUUAAAAAUUCAAUAAUGAUAAGUGCUUGCGGCAAAAUUUUUUCCCAAAGUGAUUAUCUGACCCUGCUCUAACAAUGGAGGCAGUGAAACCGAAACAAAAAACAAAGAAAAAACGUGAUAAGAAAGUCACUGCGGAAGUGACCACACUAAAAAAUGACGAGAAAGAGAUCGACAGCUGCGAGGAAGCAGUCAAAGAGGAAACUGCGACUCAAAGUGAGGUCACAACACUCACAACUAGCGAGUCCCAAAUUAGCGAAUUCGACAAGUUGCUUAACACAAAUAAAUUACUCGCAUGCGAACUCAAGUCGCAAGAAUACCCAACUUGUGUGAAAAGCACAGUGAAAAAACAGGCCAUAAAACCAUACACUGAGGAGCAGUUAGCCACACUGUACACUAACAGUGAACUGCAAAUGAUUGGCGAUUUUACUUCGCAGUAUGUCGAAGCUGAGCUCAAGGGGCUAGCCACCAAACACCAUCCUUUGUACGAGCUUCUGGCCACUUACUUGCAAGUCAGGGCCAAAAUUAUAGGCAACACAAUGGAGCUGGACCAACUCCGCAAGGAAUAUUGCGAGUUACAGGCGAUGCUUUGGACGACCGACACAGCGACUGUGACCGGUCGAGGCGAAUGCCUCGACGGCACAAACGUCACAACGACUCACUCCUACCAAAAAGCGACCUUUCACAGAUCCGUUUUCCAAAGUAUCGCCCGCGUCUUGGGCCUAAUCCGCAAACUGACGUACGAUAAUUACACCCUGUACUCAUACACAGCCGAAGAUUUGCGUCUACAGAUCGAAUUGUACGUCCAAACCGCCAUUAACAAUUGCAUGAACGCUACGGGGAUUAGCAAAGACUCGCCUGUGAUUUUAUCACUGCAGGACGAACCUCUCCACCUUAAACCAUUCCUCUGCGAGAUACGUCUGUGUAUUUCGGUGCUUUUCGCCUUUCAGCGUAAAUUAAUUCGCGACGUGCAGUUUCUCAAAGAGACUAGAGAGUGGUUGAGUCGGUUAAUUGCCGUCUUACUCCGACUGGCUACAUAUCAGGACCACUUAUUCAUCAUUAGUCAUAUUUUGCGGUGUCCGGCUGGGGUCGGUUCUUGGGCUUGCUCCUUCAUUCAGACACCUCUCGAUGAAGCUUUCACCGAAUCGCCCUUCUCCUCGUACCAAAUCAACCACGUCCUGGCUGUUUUAACAAUGAUUCUCUCACCGAUCAACGAACGCGAGCGUUUUUUGGCCGACAUUGUGCAAAACCACGACACUCCAAGUGACGCACUUUGGAUUGUAGUGGACUCGGAGGGUGAAGAAGACGACGAAUCGGGUUGUUCGCUGCGUGAAAAUGACUUGGUCGCUUUCCUAACGCAGUUGCCGUUUGAGGCGCUUUUCCGGAACGUGCUUCUAGUCGAGAGGAAAAAUUUCGAGAAUUUGUACGACGGUUCUAAGGUUACGCAACACCAUAUCUUGCGCUUUUUCGCAUUUGCGACGGUUUUCCUAAAGAUUGUGGAUAAGGGGCUACGUAGUUACGACCAGGCGAGGUAUAAACAAUUCGCGAAGCGUUUGAGUCGAUUGAUCAGACAUAUCGUACAAUAUGCGACCGAUCAGUGGGAGUUGUUUCAAAAAAACCCAAAUUCGAGUGAUGAGGCAAUGAUGGAGCGCCUGCAAGUCGAGUACGAUGCGUUUUUCCUGCGGGCGAUUCACUACUUGUAUACGUCGCAAAGGUCAGGCGCUUGGCAAUUCCUCGCCGUGAUUCCGUACAACAUGAUUACGAUUGAAACGGUUUGGAAGAUUUUCUAUUUCUUGCAUGACUCGGAUCAAGGGUUACUCGCGCCUGACAAUGCGGGGAAAUUGUGGGACAGGAGUUUUCGGCUACAAUUUGAGGAAAAACUCGCCGCUUUGGCCGACGAUGAACUGUAUUAUCUCCUAAACACGUUUGCGAACCUAGCCCUAGCCAGGGAAUCCCACGAGAUGGAUUUUAUCGAAGCUGCAACCAAGGAUUUGUUGCAAGUUGGUUUCGUAAGCGGGACGACUCAGGAUAUUUGUGCCAAAUCAGCCCGAACUCUUUUGACACACAUCACGUCCAAAUACCCACACUUGCUAUCAAUGAUUUUGAAAUUUGUCAAAGAAAACAUCGAAAUGACUGGUUCUCUUGUACUCUAUCUUUACGAAGAGUUGCCUUUGACCGUUUGGAAACUAACCGAUGAUGAUUUAUCGAUCAUUGCCUGGUUUUUGUGCCACAAUUCGAUCCAAACGAACGAAAGCAAACUCGCUCGCAUGAUUUUGUCCCGUUUGAAUUGGGACCUAAUCCCGUUUGAGUUGCACCGUGAGGUUGCACUUCUAGUUUUGAGAGCGUGUGAACAAGAACCCGGUUAUUUGCAAUGGGGGUGGCAAACAAUCCUACGAUUGAAACUCCACAUCAAUGAUAAGGCCUUCACUGAUAUUAAACAAGUCCUAGAUCCGGAAAAUUACGACGUGAUUAUUAAAGGCGUCCAGCAGCAACAACCCUUGGCUAGUUUUGUCUCAGUUUUGAUGACUUCCUGGGGCCAUUUAAUCCCACUGAUUUGUGGCAAUGGGCUCUCCCAGUUGUUGUUCCUCCAAACGCACCAAAAACACGAAGCUGUGCUUUUUGCCCUUUACGUAAUUGUUCCCCUAUUCAUUGAUUCACAAGAAUAUAUAAUUAACAACGAACGCUUCCAAGAAAUCAUCUCCAAGUUGAUUAACGCGGACCGUGGCUACAUUUCAAUGGCCAAAAGUUUGAUCAGUGUGCAAAAUACGAUUUUGCAACAGUUCGGAAACAUGAUAGAGACACAGAUUGUCAAUUUUGCCAAUUAUGGUCUCUCAAGUCCGCGUAGUUUAGUCCGAUUGUGGGUCAACACGUUCGUUUCAAUCCCCAACUGGAGCCGGGACUCCGGUGUCAUGUAUUUACUAGACGUGAUAGUCCGAGCGGCGUUUUUCCACCAGGACGCCCUCGAAGUCACCAAUAACAUCCUCAAGGAGCUUUUGCAAAACAACGUAACGCAAGAGCAAGGCACGAUCAGUUCGAUUUUUAAGUGGGUGUCAAGUUCGGCGACUAACUACACGCUCAUUUCGGGUUCGCUGUCGAGUUACACUUGGCUGGCGUUUUUGGUGAUUGAGUUGGAGUUUGAGGAUCGGGAGAAGAGGACGGGGUUGUGGCGAGAGUUGCUUUUGCAGCUUGAUGGGCAAAAGGGGAAGGUGAAUGUCGAUGCGGCGAUUAAAAAAGCGGCUUCGGUUUUGAAAAUACAGCCGUUUGGUUCGGGGUUUUUGUCGAUUUAUCGGUGGGCGCAACAAGCCAUGGAUUCGCCAAUUGAGCAUCCUUUGGUGCCGUUAUUGUGGCAGAAAUUUUUCGUUUUGUAUUUGGCAAGGAUUCCGGUCAGUCGGGCGGGGAGUAAUGGUUGUGUGGGGGAGAAGUUUUUCGACGGGUUGGUUAAUUUUGCGUUCCUGAAGCGAAUGAAGAGAAAAUUGCAGGAAACUUUGGAUUAUUAUGUGGAGAAAAUGAACGGCGAAGAGGAUGGGUCGAGGAGGCCGUUUCUGGAGGCUUGUGUUAAUUUGUUUAAGGCUUUCACUGCGUGGCUGGAAGAGCCGCGACUGCAAAAGGACAAUCUUCAUUUGCCUUCGUUACCCGCGUUAUAUCAACCGAAUUUGUUGGCUUUUAUUAUCCAGGGCAGCAAUACUCCUUGGUACGAAUACGUCGAUUACGACAAAAUCAAGUUGGAACAAGUGGAGUCGGUGCAAAUUUGGCAAUCGUCAAAUUUUCGCCACAAAUCAAACAUCAACAAACCGCUCCUAAACCCGGGAAAAUCAAUGGAAAGUGUGGAUCCAAUCGAGCGGAUUUUACGUCGCUUGAGCUCGUACGAAACUUGUAAAAACCCGCCGGAAAUUAACAAUAAUCUUCUUCAAAUUCCUCCAAUUGAUUUCACCGAUAAAACUGCAUUGCUUAAUUCAUUGGAGCAGUGUUUCAAGACUUUGAAACAAUUUGCACACAAUCACACUUUGAAGUUAUCGGAACACAAAGCUUUGGAUUGUUCGUAUCAAGAGUUAGUGCCACAGUUGUACCGUUCUGUUUUGAAUAAAGUGAGCAAGAAAGUUCCCUGUAAGGGCCGAAACGAAACUGUGAAUUGUUCAGGCGCUGCACUUAUCGUACUAGAAGUGCAAGAAGCAAGAGUUAACGAACGAAUCGAUCAUCAAAUCCAAACAAAUCGUAACGCAUACGAGUCACUUUUGACUAAGUCAUUACAAGCCCCAGCUACGGCCCUUUGUACCGCUUCAGUGACCUUACAACAAGCCAUAAAGAUAUUGCAAUUACAAGUCGGGGCUAAUCCUGCCAGGGGUGAGCUUGGUACCGAAUUGUUUUACCAUAUCUUGUCGUUGAUUAAUGACGAAACUAGUGGUUAUUUACCAACAAAAACACUGUUUGCUUCCUGUUUGGAAAAAUUAGGACAGUCACAUAUUGCCGGUGUCGAGUUUGAAAUGCCGCGUCUUUUGGAGAAAAUUUUAAAAGAGCCGAAUUUGGGAGGGUAUUUAGCACCGCAUUUUUCCCCAAGUAAUGUAGGCACAGUGAAUCUUCUCUACAUGUACUCGAGGAUUUGCCAAGAGAUUGGGAAGAACUACGACGUGGCUUUCGCCCUUUUAUCAAAGUUCGAAAUCGAUAAAUGGCUGCAUGCCAAAGAACCAAAACUGAACCAACGUUCGGAAUUCAUCCAAUGUGUGGUUCGGGCCUUGUCAACUUUAGGUUUUGAACCACCUGUUGAAUCCUUGAUCCUUCACGGUUUAUACAGACGUCACUUAUUGACCAUAUUUGAGUUCCAAUUUCCUGAACAUUACGGUGACGUUUUGAUCAAUCUAUUGAAAAGUAGUAAUGGAAAUAGCGAGAAUUCUCUUCUAUCGACUAGCGUUUGGCUGGACAUUGUCAAUUGUUUGGCCCGUCCUGUCCAAAUUAAUUACAAAGCACCGCUAAAGGAUCAAUUGAGACAAUACACCCAACACCAGAAAAUGUUGCAACAUCAGGAGUUGCUCGAAACUGCGGAACUUUUCGCCAAACAUUUCACCCAGGAACGGUUGCAGUACGGUUUGUACGGUCUCUACCCCAAAUGUCGGAAUUACAUCGACAUUUUUGUGAUUCUUUUGGGGAUGACGGGGCAUGGUCUCAUCACUAGUACGUUGAAUACGCAUCAGGGGUUGCUUGGGGAUAAGUUGCUCCAGAAAAUUUGGCCUUAUUUGAUCAAUAUGUUUGCCCCAUGGAUCGUCCCCUACUCCAUGCAAACUUUGAAGGAGAACAUGGCCUCAUGGAUCCAGCAAUUGGCCGACGAUCGUUCAGUCCUCCUCCCUUGGAUCCCAUCAGAUGGGCCUUUGGCCCAAAAAGUGGUCACCAUCUUCUGCGAAUGCGUCCAUUUCCUCAUCUACACUUUACCAGCCUCCUCUGGUAACAUCCUCAGUUUUAUAUGGCAAUGGUAUGUGACCAGUUUUGCGCAUAAUGCGGUCAAAGUUCACGUUUUGGGUCCUGUUCAUCAUUCGUUUUUGACGUUUCCUUGGGAGAGUUUUUGGCCGUCGGUGACCGAUCUGGAGUUUAUGUUACGGGUGAUUGACCAAUAUCUGCCCGAAUCGCAUUCGUUCCUUGGCCAUAUCUUCAUGGCAGUGUCUUGGUCGCCGUGGCUCAGUAAUUUCAAAGGCUCCCCGCAACAAAUCAGAGAACGCAUCUGUCAUUGUUACCUCCAUCUUUUGGUAAAACUAUCAAACGAACCCAACGUGCGUAACAAAUACGCGGAUCGAAUUAAAAGUUUGUUGGUCGAGUCGGAAAAUUUUGGACUCGAAGGUGUAGACUCAAGUGUCUAUCAGCACGUAAUGGAUUGGUACGUCCUGAGUUGCGACCCUUCGGUCAUUUUCAGGAGCGAUCCGCUUGAUGUUGAUUUUAGAGUCCUACAUUUCCUGAAGUGUGUCUCGGGGUAUGAUAGAGUAUUAGAAGAGAGCGAUGCGCAAAUUCGCACUAAACGCUUCGUUUAUAUCAAAAGUUUUGUCAAGCUGUUAUCGGUUUACGUAAAUAGGUGUAAGUCUGUAGUUGCGACCAAAGAAAGUGAUUUGAAUACUGUGAUAACCCAACAAUUGAUUCAUUUGGAUAAAAAUGUGAAAAUCCAAGACGAAUUCAAUGCCAUUUUGAGAGAAUUGCUAGGGAUUGUAAAUUUAGCCGAUAUUCGUCAUUGUGUUUUAAAAUGUUUCGAUUCUUGGAUUUUAAAUAAGACUGGGGAUGAAAUGGCUGUUAAAGGGGUGUUGCAAGUUGCCGGGGUCACAGUCGAGGAUACUGAAGCACUAGGUUUUCUACUGGAAUCAACUUUGACCUGUUACUUCCAAAGCAGUGUUUCCGGUUCGUUUAACCCAAGUUGGUGUGAAGUCGCGGAAACUUUGAGCGUGGUCCGAAGUAAGGAGACCGAACUGGAGCGAGUUAUGCUUAGUCGUGGCUACAUCCUAGCUUUGAACGCUUUAUUCCUCCAAAAAAUGAAAAAAUGUAGUGACUACGAAAGCCUCCUGAAUUUGGUCACAGAAUGGAUGCGGGAUCUGAAAAUCAGCGGCGAAUCCGCCGAAUCCAAAGUCCCCCUGCUUUGGGUCGGUUUCCUUCGCUUGUCUUUACAGUAUUGCGAAAUUGACGAAAACACCACUGGGAUCAUUUUACACAAGUUUGCGAAAAUCCUCAUUCAAGUCUCGGAAGAUAAGUCGGGCUCGAAGUGGGGCCGAGGUUUGCUCAGUGCUAUCGGGAUCAACAAGCAGGAGGCAGUUUCGAUCAAUUUCAGAUUUUUGUGUCGCGCUUUGGGCGGCUAUGUCCUGGCCCAACUACCUGACAUGAAAGGAGGGCCUCAGGUAGUCAGACGCCAUGCGUAUGCCCCAUGCCGUGUGGGUCAAUCGGGGGGAAACAGCGAAUGCGCCAAGAUACUUAUGAGUCUUGGUUUCGGACAGUCCCAGGGGAAAAUCAAAGAGUGCGAAGAGUUGGCCUUGAAGAAAAUACAGGAUGCCGAAAAUUCCAUGCAUAACGCGGCGAAGUUCGUCGAAGGCUUAGUCAAGCAGUUUUAUAUUAAACCAUACUUGAAAGAUCUAUCCUAACUUUUAUGACGUUAUAAUUUUAUAUGAGUGUUUGAGAAAAUAAAGCUUGGAAAACGA